CUGCGGAAGCGAUAGCGCUGGCUAUAAUACCAUAUCCUCAGUAGUCUCUACUUUCUUGGAUGUUGGCUGGUUGCUCUAUCUACUGUUUCUGGAAGAUAAGCUUUCGGAAGAAGUUCCGUGUCGCGGAGAGAAGUGCUGUUGAGCAUGUCGGACGUCCCUCCAGAUGCCGGGAAUGAGCUCGCACUAGAGCUCGCUCUCGAACGGAUCUCGAGAGUACGCGAUCUCGUCAGGUGCUCGACGGUGAGCAAAUCGUGGGCUGACGCCGUCGCGCGGACUGUUCUACGCAUUAAUGUGGAUUGUACCAGCGGAGGCAUUUUCGGUCCUGCCUGCAUUCCCGACGAAAGUGAUAAUGACGGGGAGUGCAGUGACGAGUACAAGGGCGAUGGGCUCACGUACGGGAGCUUUCUUAAGGCCGUUCGCGUGUUCCCCCAGCUGACGUCACUCACGGUCACCAGCAUCCAGCAAGCAUUCGGCGACGCGUUUCUGAAAACCCUAGCCUCCUCCUGCGCUGUUCUCGAAAUCCUGGACCUCUCCUGCAUGUGCUAUGGCGAAGGCGACGACGAGAUUACCAGGUCCGGGCUGAAUUCGCUGUUCGCCGGGUGCCCCCAGCUGAAACGGCUGUCGUUUCAUCUCGGCCACGUCAGCGCCAAGCGGAAGAUCUCGAACGUACUGACAACCACUUGCAGCGCUUCGAGCCAUCCUCGUCAUCAUCACGAUGACGUGGCGUGGAGCGAGUCCGCGCUCUUGAUUCCGUCCUCUAUCACGCUGCUGCCUGCUCUGGAGGUUUUGGAGAUCACAACUGACCGCUGCUUGGUCCUUGGACGGAUUUAUGACCCCCCCAACCGGAAAUACGGCCAGUCAGAUUCGGCCAGGAUGAUUGAUCAUCUCACGGUUGACUCUCCUACAGAUUCUUCGCCAAGCUUGCAACGCUUCCUCCCUCCCUCCCUCAUCCAGCUUCAAUUGUUGUCGUCUCACCACAUCGUCCUUCCUGGCAUCUCCACCCAUCAUUCAAGUAAACGUUCUGACAAUCCAAACCAGCCUAGUACUACUGCUCUCCAUUCAAUGUCACCCUCUCUUCCCCAACAUAACCCACCGUCUCUGUGGGCUGGACUCAAAUCUGUGAGACUCGGCGUUUGUUGUGACGGUUUGGUUCCAGCGCUUGCUCCGCUCUUCAGACAGGAGCUGACGUCACUGAGCCUUUCAGCCAACCAUGCGACCAGAUGUAACAUUCGGAGCCACGCUGGAUUCCGCAUCAUUCAAGCGGAGACAGAAAUAGACUCCCUCAUUUCCAUGCAUCCUUCUCCCACAUUCUCUUUCACUGCACUCUCUUCCUCAUUCUCUUCCGCUUAUUCCCGUCUCCUCUCACUUCACCUGGAUCAGUGCCCCGACCCCGCUCUCCCUCCCUCUUUCCUCCCCUCUCUCACUCGCCUGACUGCCCUUUCCUUCUCCCACUGCCGCCAUUUGAAAGCCCUGCCGCCUACCAUCAACCUCCUCUCCGCCCUCACAUCCCUUCACAUGCACUCCUGCCAUGCUGUGGACUCCCUCCCCCCUGAAGCCCUCUGUCUGCCGGCACUCAGGUCCCUGCCAGCCCGCUUGCAAUACAGGAGGUGACGUUGCGGGGAUGUGGUGGGUUGCGGUAUGUCAAUUGGGAGCUUUUAUUGUGGAAGACUCUGCAGGGUUUGGCGGAAGUGAUGGUUGAUGUGAAUGUGGAAGGAUGCCUGGAGUUGAGGGGCAUGGAGAAUGUCAUGCGUAUGCUGGGGAAGACUUUUGGUAGU
Closterium sp. NIES-67 is the source of this 1775-nucleotide messenger RNA. NCBI's taxonomy places the organism in Eukaryota, Viridiplantae, Streptophyta, Zygnematophyceae, Desmidiales, Closteriaceae. The record is from the annotation of a GenBank genome assembly.